AGCUGAUAUCUUCAGACUACAGACCCGACUCUUGCAGAAGGACGCGGCAUGUCAAGUGGGCAGGUAACGGUUAACUUCUCCACAAGUGGGAAAAAUGUGUUGAACUAAACAGAUUUGUGGAAAGCAAGCUGGAUCAACGGGAUUAUUUGUUGGCAACGUGAGAAGAAAUUAAAAAUAUGUAGGAGCUGUGCGUAAAAGUCCACAAGAUUCCUUUGAGGGGUUGAUCGUCGGUGGGAGGAUUGUGCCAAAGUGCGACUUGAGGAGCAGCUUAUUCAUGCAAAUUCAUAAAAUCAUAGGCGUGCCUUUGGUCGAUGGAGUCACAGCCGGAAAAGCAAACCCCCUCCUGGAUCAUCAGCAACCUUCAAAGACUGUGAUGCACAGCGCUCGGACGCAUUGACAGCAGCAACGGGGCAAAUGUUUUAAAAGCACAGAGAAAGAGAAGAGAAAGUUAGGACACAUUUUCUACACGCCUCCGCUGACUGGCUGCACUUCUUCCUCAACACAACCACCAGCUCGACUGCUGCGCCACUGGUCCGCUGGAUCUCCAACCGCAGAAUUACUGCGCAACUGUAACGCACUGCCGCUCACUAUUUGCCUUGGGCAUAUAUAUAUUUUUUAAUAUCUUUUGUUUUAUUCAGUUCGGACGACUUCACAUACUGAGAAUCCUGAUGUGGAUAAAGUUACAGUCACUCUACUGUAUAUAUUUUGUGCAUAAAGACGCGACCAGUGAUUUGUUCCUGUUUUGAAAAAAAAAAAAAUAUAUUUAAGUUUAAUUUUAAAUAAAUCGUUGAGGACGUUUCUCGCACCACCAUGUCAGAGGACGACAGUAGCUCCACCACCAGCUAUAUGUCUGACACAGAAGGCAGCAACGUCAGCGUCCUCAACUGGGAGCAAGUGCAGCGGCUGGACGCCAUACUGACGGAGACCAUCCCGAUCCACGGCCGAGGAAACUUCCCCACGCUGGAGAUGCAGCCCCGGCAGAUCGUUAAAGUGGUGCGGAGUCGGAUGGAGGAGAAACAGAUCCACGUCCGGGACGUUCGGUUAAACGGCUCCGCAGCCAGUCACAUUCUGCACGAGGAUAGCGGACUGGGCUAUAAGGACCUAGACCUCAUAUUUUGCGCAGAUAUGAAAGGUGAAAGUGAUUUCCAGACUGUGAAGGACAUAGUUUUGGACUGUCUCCUGGAUUUUUUACCCGACUGUGUGAAUAAAGAGAAAAUUACUCCGUUAACGUUAAAGGAAGCCUAUGUGCAGAAGAUGGUGAAGGUGUGUAACGACUCAGACCGCUGGAGCCUCAUCUCCCUCUCCAACAACCGGGGAAAGAAUGUGGAGCUGAAGUUUGUGGACUCUCUUCGGCGGCAGUUUGAGUUCAGUGUGGACUCCUUUCAGAUCAAACUGGACUCCCUGCUGCUGUUCUACGAGUGCUCAGAGAACCCCAUGGCCGAGACCUUCCACCCCACCAUCAUGGGUGAGAGUGUGUACGGGGACUUCAGCGAGGCCCUGGACCACCUACGUCACAAGAUCAUCUGCACCCGGAACCCAGAGGAGAUCCGAGGCGGCGGUCUGCUGAAGUACUGUCACUUGCUGGUGAGAGGUUUCCGGGCUGCCUCUGAGUCUGAGAUGAAGUCCCUGCAGCGCUACAUGUGCUCACGCUUCUUCAUUGACUUCCCUGACAUUGGUGAGCAGCAACGCAAGCUGGAGUCCUACCUUCAAAACCACUUUGUGGGCCUGGAGGACCGCAAGUAUGAUUACCUGAUGACCCUCCACGGGGUGGUCAACGAGAGCACGGUGUGUCUGAUGGGACACGAGAGGCGGCAGACCUUAGGGCUCAUAGCCAUGCUGGCAGUGCGUGUGCUUGCAGAGCAGAACGUCAUCCCCAACGUGGCUAAUGUCACUUGUUACUACCAACCUGCUCCUUAUGUGGCAGACGGCAACUUCAGUAACUACUACAUAGCACAGGUACAGCCGGUGUUUGCUUGCCAGCAGCCUGCAUACUCCACCUGGCUGCCCUGUAACUGAGUCAGCCCCGAGGAGAGGAGGAGGGAGAGAGUGUGAUUUGUUUAAACAGGAGUGAGCGGCAUAGUCGCCCCCUCAAACCUGCCCAGUGUUUGACAGCUGACAGAAAAAGGAGUCUUCUUUUUAAUGUUUUGCAUCAAAGCUUGUGUUUUUGUUCAUACGUUGAGUAUGAAUGAUAAAUAGCGAACAGUUGGCUUUCAGUACGUAUUUUAAUGUGAAUAUCUCACAUUUCUAAAAAGCCAACCCCACCUGAUCCUGCCCAGGCCAACCAGGUUUGGAAAAGACUAAUUAUAUGGCUCAAUGCAGAUGUGUGACAUCGACGAAUGCAAGCGGCGGAGCUGUCACCGAAACUGCACGAGACUGAUUGAAUCUGUCAAGAACUGAUUAGCCAGCACGUUCCAUCAGCAGAGCAAACGGCUGCAUCAGUGCCCUGAAGUUGACAGCUACUCCAGCACAACUUUCAGGGGUGCCCACACACACACACACACACACACACACACACACACACACACACACACACACACACACACACACACACACACACACACACUGUGGGCAAAACCCAAAAUGUGCACCCUAGACUCUGCUUUAUGUCAGCUGAACCGAGGUGAGAUACUGUUAAACUAGCUUGGAUAACAAACCAGCAUCUCCGCCUUGCAUUUGGAUAUAAUUAUGGUUGUUUACAGACCAAAGAUUUUUGAUUGUUUCUAAGGUUACAACCCAGUUUUUAUGGGGUAAAAAAAAACAAAAUAUGAAGCUCUAUCUAUUUGUAUAUGUGAACAUGUGUUUUUAAGUGCCUAUUGCCUCUCAGCAGGCAGAGAAAAGAAUGAGCAGGCCAUAUGAUUUUGUGAAUUAGCCCCACUCUGUUAAUAGUCAGGCACACAAGACAAUAGCACCCCAGAGGCUUGUGAAUGUAAAUGUGAAAUCAUGCACAGUCAGUGUUUGUGUACAUUUGGAUGAAAAGAGCACCAUUUGUUAGCGUAUUAAUUAAAGUGGAAGCUGUGGAUUUUGCAGUAAAGUAGCAGUCACAUGACAGGUUGUUGUGAGAGUUUCCUUGUGGAUACACGGAAACUCAGAAUGGAUCUCAUCUGCUCCGAGUGAUGCUGUCAAACCACACAUGCUUGUAUUGCAUGUCCCAAAUUAAUACUGGUAUUGCUCAGUUAUGAUGAGAGAGGUUGACUAGCAUUUUCAUUUGAUUUCCUGUAUAUUUUGUACAGUGGUGCUUCUCUUUUUCUCAUCUGAGGAAAAAAAAAACAAAAAAAAAAAAAACAAGUUCGCGAGAGGUAGAUAAGAGACAGAGAGAGGAAAGAGUGCAUUCUGAGAGAGUCCGACAGAGAGCUGGUGUGUGCUCCUAUGCUUCCUCCUUGAGGGAUAUUUGCAGAGACACCUCAGAUGAUGAGACACUAUUUGCUGUAGCACCCUGGCAGGGAAUUCCUCAGCUGCUGCUGAAGAGCUUGAACUUAGCUGGGGUUGGGUCUGCAGACGCUCUGUUCAGGGUUCAGAAAAUGUUGUGCCAAACAUUUUGGUGGCCCCCUGAUAGCCCUAAAGUUUAAUGAGGCAAUUUGUUGUAGGGACAAGAUGCUGUGUUGAUGUAGACAGCAGAAAAAGAGACAGAGGAGAGUAAAAAAAAAAAGGGGGGGAAGGAAAGGAAAUGUAGUGGUUAAAAAGGCAGAAGGGAGAGUGAGUCGGUCUGGAGAGAUGGGUGCAGCUGGUGAUGGGGUUUAUCUCCGUAGGGCUACCAUGUAUUACUGUACAAACUGUCUCUGUUAAGGUGAAAUUACAACUUAAUGGACAGUGCUGCAGCUCUUCUCUUUUUCUUUUAGGAAGACCAAAACAUUCUGUUAUCAGCUCUUUGUUUUAAUCACCUGAUUGUUGUUAAAAAAAAGCAUGAAAACAGAAGAAAAUUGCAUGCAUUCACACCAGCUUCAGGAGACUUUAAGUUGCAAAAAGAUGUUUCAUUUGAGAGGUUUCUUUAUUGAUGCUUAUUAAUGUGUUUUUUAUGCUUCGUUCCACACCGUUUUUAAAGAACUGUGUACAUAUAUGAUUACUCGCUUCAGCUUUGCCAAUUCACUUAAUCCUUGCAAACUAUAUUGCAGCCUUUCCCGAUGGUAGAUAGAGAAAAGGAAAUGGCGGUUUUAUACAAGGUUAGGCCCAGGAGACCAGCAUCAACUCAAUACUGCGAUAAAAAGAGAAAUUCUCUCGCUGAAAAAAAAAGCAUUUCUUUCUCGUCCUCUGUCUCAGAUAAUUCUGAUAAUCCACGACUGCUCUACUCAGUUGUUUCUUCUUCUCAGUGACUGUCCAUGUCGAUAGUAUCCUUUGGACUGUGCAGGCAAUGUAUUGUCAUUUAUACUCAGUGAAGUCCUAACAGCUGACUAGCUAGCUAACUCCAGUCUGCCUGUCAAUUAGUGAAUGUGCCUAUCAGUUAGAGAUUGUGGGUUCCUGCAUUGUCUUGUAUGCAUUGUCUCAAAUAUGUUUCUGUUCAUGCAGUCUUUUACAAAUCACACUUUGAAAAAGAAAGAAAAAGAUCCUUGUCUUGUAUGUAUAUUUUUUAUGAUUGUUAUUUUUAUAAAUGUAUUAGACACUGCAGUUGUUGCAGUGCUUUUGAAUCUGUGAUCGGGCUUCAAAGGAUAUGUUCUCAAUAGCUUUUUUGCUAUGUUAUGUUAUGUGUCCAAUGGGUCAAAAGGUUAAAGAUGUUUUCAACAAUAAAAAUAUCUGAAAACCAGA
This is a messenger RNA of Thunnus maccoyii (southern bluefin tuna), 4737 nucleotides long. It is a transcript of the gene tent5aa, whose product is annotated as terminal nucleotidyltransferase 5Aa. The transcript is spliced from 2 exons. Gene Ontology annotation, biological process: mRNA stabilization. Gene Ontology annotation, molecular function: RNA binding; poly(A) RNA polymerase activity. The coding region runs from base 811 to 2016 and encodes 401 amino acids. The record is from RefSeq and is a predicted model, not a curated record. NCBI's taxonomy places the organism in Eukaryota, Metazoa, Chordata, Actinopteri, Scombriformes, Scombridae.